AGCAUAGCUUCGUUCCUUUUCCUCAAAAAGAAAUAAAUCAAAUGAACAAUCUUAUCGAUCCCAACAUUUUAAACAAAAAUGCAGGAUGAUUUACACCACAAAAUUCAAUUAUUAACGUUGGUCUCAUCUGUCAUAAUCCACUGCUGUUUUAAAGCACUGACAGCUGCUUUUUGAUCUCAGGCUUUGUUUGAACGGCUCAGGAUUGUUUUUAUCGUUACUGAAAAACUACAAUUAAACAAAGCAGCCAUCUGGAAAUGAAACGAGCCGUUUGAUAAAGCAGACGCUACGAAUGUCGGCCUUUUGAUUGGCUCUGUCCUUUGUGUUUGCCUGCAGGUCUGGAAUGUCAUUAUGGAGCAGAACAGCCUUCAAGAUCAGAAUCAGAAUUACACAGUGCCGAGGAACAUGUUAGGAUAUGGAUUCUAUUCGGUGAUGUCCAACUUCCUCAUCGAGAAAAAGAUCGGCCGCGGUCAGUUUAGUGAGGUUUAUAAAGCCACUUGUUUACUGAACAACCAGCAAGUGGCAUUAAAGAAAGUACAGAUCUUUGAAAUGAUGGAUGCUAAAGCCCGGCAGGACUGCAUUAAAGAGAUCGACUUGUUAAAGCAACUGAACCAUCCAAACGUCAUUAAGUAUUUGGACUCGUUUAUAGAAGGAAACGAGCUGAAUAUCGUUCUGGAGUUAGCAGGCGCUGGUGACCUUUCCCAGAUGAUUACGUAUUUUAAGAAGAAGCGGAGGUUGAUUCCUGAACGAACGAUAUGGAAGUAUUUUGUGCAGCUGUGCAGCGCGCUGGAACACAUGCACUCACGCAGAGUCAUGCAUCGAGAUAUAAAACCAGCCAACGUCUUCAUCACAGCUACUGGA
This is a messenger RNA of Sinocyclocheilus grahami, 858 nucleotides long. Its product is annotated as serine/threonine-protein kinase Nek6-like. Gene Ontology annotation, molecular function: protein serine/threonine kinase activity; ATP binding. Gene Ontology annotation, cellular component: cytosol. The transcript is spliced from 6 exons. The annotation marks the transcript as partial. The record is from RefSeq and is a predicted model, not a curated record. Lineage: Eukaryota; Metazoa; Chordata; Actinopteri; Cypriniformes; Cyprinidae. Gene Ontology annotation, biological process: positive regulation of canonical NF-kappaB signal transduction; chromosome segregation; peptidyl-serine phosphorylation.